ACAACGACGCUCUAUUUUUGAGUCUCUUUGCCUUGGCAGCAAUUUGUUAGUUAGUUAGUUAGUUUGGUUGGCAAAAGGGGGAGGCGAUGGCGAGUUCAUUGGAAAUUGGGUUAAGAAGUGUAUUCGCAGUGUUGGGUUGUCUUAUGUUGGCUACUCUCAUCUACACCAUCUCCAUCGAUGAUCUUCCUUUUCGUAAAGACCUCCUCACCCCGUGGAUGGUGGCAACCUUGGUUGACUUCUAUAUCAACGUUGUACCUCUUGCGGCAUGGAUUCUCUACAAGGAACCUAAAUGGAUCACUGCAAUACCGUGGAUAAUUCUGCUAGUAUGCUUUGGCAGCAUUACUACUUGUGCCUACAUUCUCAUGCAACUCCUGAAGGUUCCAUCUGAAGAAAAUUUACAAGAUCCCAUGUAUUAUGUUCUGUUGCGGCCUCCAGGCAAGGAUGACACACAACAAAAGAGGAAUCAUUCUUUUGUUGUGACUCUGAGGAUCCUUUUCAUUAUUUUGGGUUGUUUGAUGUUGGGAACUUUGGUUUAUACUCUCUUGACUGAUGGUUCUCCCUUUCGCAAAGAGCUUUUAACUCCGUGGAUGAUAGCAACACUUGUUGACUUUUAUAUCAAUGUUGUGGCCCUAUCGGUUUGGGUUUAUUACAAGGAAUCAAGUUGGAUUUCUGCAAUGAUCUGGAUAAUUCUGUUGAUAUCAUUUGGCAGCAUUACCACAUCUGUCUACAUUGCCUUGAAGCUUUUCCAGCUCACUUCCCAAGAUCCAAUCUACCUUGUUUUGUUGAAUAGUUAUAGUGGCUACAGGUAUCACAUGUAACGUGUUUGACUUUUGAAUUUUGUGGACAUGAAAUGUGUGUGUCUUUGGUCAUCCUACGGAGAGACCGCAUAUGGUGACAAAUAGAAGGAAGCAAACACCUUAAGCCAUCAGAAGGAAAGAACUUUUUACUGUCAUGAGUAUUCAGCCCAAAAUUUUAGUUUUUUGUUUCAUCACCAAGUUUUACCUGUAGUAGAACCAAUUUUCGAUCUUGUUAUUUGAUAAAUCUUAAAGAGUAGUUAUUAGUAAUAGUGGAAUCUAAGAAGAAAAGUUGAGGUUUUGAAAUCACUCCUAAAAUGAAUUGGUGUUUGUAAA
This is a messenger RNA of Quercus robur (English oak), 1130 nucleotides long. RefSeq lists its product as uncharacterized. The transcript is spliced from 9 exons. Lineage: Eukaryota; Viridiplantae; Streptophyta; Magnoliopsida; Fagales; Fagaceae. The record is from RefSeq and is a predicted model, not a curated record. Bases 87 to 818 code for a protein of 243 amino acids.